Ilex paraguariensis (yerba mate) is the source of this 1422-nucleotide messenger RNA. Lineage: Eukaryota; Viridiplantae; Streptophyta; Magnoliopsida; Aquifoliales; Aquifoliaceae. The record is from the annotation of a GenBank genome assembly.
GAUGCCCUACCUAUAAAUUGUUUCUCUCUCGUCAGUCCUCUUCCUCUCCCUUCCUUCGAUUUGAGUCACGAGGGUUCCAAGAAUCAGAUAUGCCAAUUUUCCAAUUUUAAUCGUUUCAUCAUGAGUGGAAGGAAGACUCAUUCUCACUCUUAGAAACAAUCCCCUCUUUCAGCAUCGUUACCUGUAUCACUUGAAAUUCUUCAAUGAAUUAAGGUACCAUGUAAAUGCCAAGGAAAAUGCAUUUUACUCAUUUCUUCGAACAAGCUCUAGCUCCACAGACGUCUCAAACUCUGGCGAACAACCUCCUCCAGCUGCAGCGACAUCUCCAUCUCCGGCCAACACUUUUAUUUCCUGCGAAUACCUCUAUAUCCGGCGAAGCAGUAAGAGCAAUGAUGUAUGGUCGUAGAGUUUCAGUCAAUGUCUUUGGAAGUCAAGAGAACUCUCAAGCAUUCUAUAGGAGCAGAGGACCAUCGACUAUUACAAUUCCUUUUAGAAAGUGCAAAGGUUUGGUCCAGGUGUCACCUGCAGCUAACCAGAAGAUGAAUUAUUUAGUUGGGUCCCAAAAUAUUGCAGCACUCUCCAUCAUGGUAAAUGGUUGUACUGGCAAAAUGGGCAAGGCGGUACUUGAAGCAGCUGUCUCUGCAGGAAUUCAUAUUGUUCCAGUAUCAUUUGGUGGUCUAAAAAAUGCUGGAAAAACUGUGCAAGUGGGUGGAAAAGAUAUUCAAAUGUAUGGUCCCUAUGAAAGAGAACGCAUUCUAGCAUCUAUCUUAAAUGAUUAUCCAAAUUUGAUUGUGGUGGAUUACACAGUGCCUGCUGCAGUCAAUGGUAAACAUCUGUCAAACUUCUGGAGAAAAGGGUAAUGAAAUUUAGAUCUCAAAUAAAUUAUGGUCAAAAGCAAGAAGAAAUAUCUUGAAUAUUUAGAAGAGAAGCACUGUUGUUGUCAUUUGACUUGCUUUAAGAUAUUUAUCAACUAAGAAAUUGCUACACUAAAAAAAAAGGGGGCAUUACACAAUCUGAUCUGAGGGAUGGGUGGACUGGUGGCGAUGUGGAAAAGUUCCAUAAUCUUGUAAAUAUGAAAUGUUGUUUGGUUUUUCUUGUACUUUUUGGUUCCACCCUUUUGUACUUGCUUGAAUUACUUAUGCACCACCAUUUCUUUCACCUUUCUUGUAUUGAUAAAUUUGGUUUGUUAUCCAAAAGGAAAAAAAUACACGUUAUGGAAAUUGACAGGAUAGGUCAUGAGGAUUAAUAUGCUGUCAUGCUUUGAUUAUUUGCCUCAAGUUGUCCAGAUUUCUCUAUCUGAAUCCAAGAAGAAAAAACUGAAUUUCAGAAGCUAUUUUCGUCUUACCUUGUAUAAUUUUUUUUUUUUUUUGUAAUGUUCAAUACUUAAUAGUUCAAUCGGAAUAUAAAUUGAGAGCCUAAUGU